Messenger RNA from Mya arenaria, 1094 nucleotides. RefSeq lists its product as uncharacterized. Lineage: Eukaryota; Metazoa; Mollusca; Bivalvia; Myida; Myidae. Bases 74 to 646 code for a protein of 190 amino acids. The record is from RefSeq and is a predicted model, not a curated record. The transcript has 3 exons.
AAUAUAGGACAUCUAUAGUUAAGAUUGUGUCACAAGGCAUAACAGUUUCGUAUCAAAUUCAAGGACCAGCAAAAUGAAGGGCGUUCUCCUCCUUGCGUUUGCAUUCGUGCACGUUUGUACCGGCCGGGAGAUCGUCAAAAAGAACGCUGUCAUUUUUGAAUUCGAUGAUAGUGACGAAAGAGAUCUUGCUUACUAUGAUGCUUCAUCCUUCGAUGACGAGGCAGAUGAGAUCUUCGACGAUGAAGACCUCGAAGCUCUGAAAUACCCUGACGAUUGCAAGCAUUCAAAUCUUAUCGAUGCUGCCAAUCAGGGUGGUUGCAAGGCCAAAGCAGUAAAAAAUCAGGACACGUCCGUCUACAAAGAAAAAUUUGUCACCAGUAUUCCUCACAGUGUCAAAUCGAAUCCUACCUGCAAGUCGAUCAUCAAUGAAUUAAACGCCCAAUGCUCAGAUGAACUGGAUUACCCUGGUGAUUGCAAAACAUCGAAGCUAAUCAAUGUUGCUAAUAAAGGUGGUUGCAGCGUCAAAGCAGGAAAAACAAAGCACUCGUCCGUCUUCAAAAUAAAACACGUCACCAGUAUUCCUAAAACUGUGAAGAAGGAUAGCACCUGCGAGGCAAUCAUCAAGGCAUUAAACGCCAAUUGCUAAACAACUGACUUUGAAAUGGAGUGUUUUGACUUCGUAGAAUUCCCGUUUCGCUAUAAAUAUAUAGUCAAUUACUAAGGUGUGUAUGUAUUUUGCGCUUCCGACCUAGAUCUCUAUUAGAUUGUAUAUAUCAUUAAUAAACGAUGAUAAAGACAUCAAAGGCCAUUAGUAACUAUCUAUUUUGACGAAUGUACACUGCACUAUGGAGCCCUGUAAUUUAAUAUUUUACAUAUCAGAUUGAUUUCUCUUUUAAUAAGUGCAUACACAUUUAAAAUUCUUAAAGCGUCAUACGGCUGGUAGUUUACUCAGAAAACGACACGAACAUCAAAAUUUAUUGUAUGUGUAAUUGGCUUGAGAAAAUGAUGUGUUUUGUAUGUUAGUAAUAUGUUUAAUUCUUUAAAUAUUCUAAUAUAAUCCAUCUUUCUGCAACACAAGUGUUGUUGUUUUAUUC